This is a messenger RNA of Striga asiatica, 363 nucleotides long. The record is from the annotation of a GenBank genome assembly. NCBI's taxonomy places the organism in Eukaryota, Viridiplantae, Streptophyta, Magnoliopsida, Lamiales, Orobanchaceae.
AUGGCCAUAUCCUCGCAGAGUAUCACUAUCGGCCAGUUCGUGAACCCGAUAUAUGCUAUCUCCGCUGUUGAUCGAAGGGAAAAGAAAAAGAAAGAAAUGAUUAGAUUGAGAAGAAUGACGUCAAAGAAAGUAAUGGAGAAGAAUGGAGGUUGUACGAGGCAUGGAGCAAAUGGACUCCUCACAACAUGCCUCCCAUCAGACCAUUCCACCGUCCCGAAGUCAUUCGUAUUGGACGGCAUUGUCGUCGCCGCGCUGAACGUCACCACAUACGAUUUCUUCUCGUUCGCUCGACCGAAACUCAGCACUCCCGGAACAACUGAUAUCUUAACCGACUCGCUCGUCGACAAAACCGAGACCCUGUAA